Molecule: messenger RNA, 534 nt
Organism: Lepus europaeus (European hare)
Lineage: Eukaryota; Metazoa; Chordata; Mammalia; Lagomorpha; Leporidae
Product: PRELI domain containing protein 3B-like
Exons: 1
Coding region: 16-534 (172 amino acids)
Biological process (GO): phospholipid transport
Cellular component (GO): mitochondrial intermembrane space
Molecular function (GO): phosphatidic acid transfer activity
Source: RefSeq, a predicted model, not a curated record
AUUAUAACAGCUGCAAUGCAAAAGCACCCAAAUCCAAUGAACCCACGUGUGGUUGGAAUGGAUGUGCUGGACAGACACGUAGACCCCUCUGGAAAGCUGCACAGCCACAGGCUCUUCAACACCGAGUGGGGCCUGCCCUCCAUCAUGAUGUCUCUUAUUGGUGCAGCAAGAACCAAAACAUAUGUGCAAGAACAUUCUGUAGUUGAUCCUGUAGAGAGAACGAUGGAACACAAAUAUACUAGUACUUCAUUUACAAAUACAAUUUCAGUAGAUGAGAGACUCAUAUACAAACCAUAUCCUCAGAACCCAGAAAAAACUGCUGUAAUUCAAGAAGCAAGAAUCACUGUGAAAGGAGUCAGCCUCAGCAGCUACCUUGGAGGAUUGCUGGCAAGUACGACAUCUUCAAAUGCUAAUAAAGGCCGAGAAGCAAUGGAGUGGUUAAUACAUAAAUUAAAUGCUGAGAUUGAAGAACUGUCAGCGUCGGCAAGAGGAAGCAUAAGGACACCGACAGCGGAGGCCUUUGUAGAGAAAUGA